Caenorhabditis angaria is the source of this 577-nucleotide messenger RNA. NCBI's taxonomy places the organism in Eukaryota, Metazoa, Nematoda, Chromadorea, Rhabditida, Rhabditidae. The record is from the annotation of a GenBank genome assembly.
AUGAUCAUCGUCUUAUUUCUCGCGUAUUUUUUCUCAUUUUCUGAUGCUGCUCCUGACAAAAGUUGUUUGACUCCAGAAUUUAAGAAACUUGCUGCUACUUGUGUUGAGGUAACAUUUUUCAGGAUUAAAAUUUACAUUUUAAAAAAAAACUUUAUUUAUACAGGGUCUGAAUCCAUUGUUCGCCGAACUUCAAAAACCUCAAAACAACGAGGCUGAAAAAAUCAAAUUGAUAAAUCUCUGUGAGAAUUCAUUGAAUUGUUUCAAAUCAAUCGAAAAAUGCGCGGAAAUUCCAAAAGAAAUAAUCGAUAGUGCUGAAAAUAUAUGCAGUUUGACGAAAUUCCUGAACAGUCCUCAAUUUUCGCCGUGCGUGGAAAUCAUUGAUUCGAAAAAGGACAAAUGUUCCAGAAAACUUUUCAUUGGUUCAGAACAAAUAAAGGGUGAUCGAAAAGAGAAAUGCGAGAUUUACAAAACGAAUGGAGACUGUGCCAGAAAAUUCAUCUCAAGUUCGUGUAGCAAAGAAGCGUUAAAAGCUUUUGAAACUUUCAGAACUGAAAGAACCAAAAGACUCAAAUGUUAA